Plasmopara halstedii is the source of this 2532-nucleotide messenger RNA. RefSeq lists its product as uncharacterized. The coding region runs from base 1 to 2532 and encodes 843 amino acids. NCBI's taxonomy places the organism in Eukaryota, Oomycota, Peronosporomycetes, Peronosporales, Peronosporaceae. The transcript has a single exon. The record is from RefSeq and is a predicted model, not a curated record.
AUGGGGGCGCUGGCCUUGCUAACGACCGUUGAGACUACCAAAGUGAAGGAUGCAGUAUCCACUAACGUAACUUUCGUUCCUGUUCAGCACAUGAACACACACACGCCAUUAAAAACGGAUAUUGACAGCAAAUCUAUCGAGGAGCGAGUCCUUCCUAACGUCGAAAUAAUCCGCGAACAUUCCCAGCCGUUUGCCGGCGAGGUGAUGACCAAAGCUGUGAGAGAUAUAUUGCACCGAGAAGAGUAUCUUAGGAUGCCUAUUUCGGAUGCAAUCGACAGGUUCAUACGUACAAUUAAGGACAAGAACAAGCUGCUGCGUAAUGGGUUGUUGCUGGAUUGGUUUAAAAUUCAGUCACCAGAGGAUCAGAAAGUCGCGACGACUCUUUUGGCAGCCAAGAUGAAGGAAAGUGAGCACACCAAGUCCAUCGUGCAAGCUAUUUUUAAGGUUGGAAAACUGUCGGAUGACUCUUUUCGAAAAUUAACUAUCGCUGUGGAGAGAAAAUUGUGGAUAAGCAUUUCGCAAAAAGACAUGAUUAGAGCAUUAAAGCUUCCUCCUUGUCGCAUAAAUAAUGAAGAUUAUGUGAGAACUGUCGGCUCUGCAAUCUGGGAAAAAUUUGGAUGUUUAGGAGAUGAGGAAUUUAAAAUCUUUAUGUUGACCAGAAUGCGCGAACGAUCUAAAGAUGAGAUAAUGUGGGCUAGAAUAAUUUACCAGCUGAAGAACGACCAAACUCUUAAAUUUUCUCUUUCCGGUGUGUUUAAUGAUCUUCUCCGGACAUACGACAUCGCUGCAGGGAGCUGCACACCCUUUGACGCUGUGAAUUUGCUAACGAAUUUUCAUACUGCAAAUUCUGGUCCCACCGUAAAAGUUGGUAAUGAUUUCGUGCGCGAUGUGCUACAGCAGCGCUCUAAUGAUGAACUCAUGUGGGCGAGAGUGAUUUACGUGUUGCACGAAGACGAACGUACGUUCGAGUUUUAUUCCAGUGCAUUCGACUAUCUUCUUUGGCCAUAUAAAGCAGUGACGGACCAGUAUACACCAAGUAGUAUUGUCAAGCUUCUGACAGAUCCGGGCAUGUAUGCGCUUUGUAAGAAUCCCCUUGUCGACAUAUACGAUUGGGAUAAAUUUCUAUUGGAGGUUGGUAAUGUCAUAUGUAAGGACAAACUCGUCCUGAGCAAAUUGUUGUUCAUGUUGCGUAACGACGAAAACGUGUCCACAAUGACGGCUGGUCUUUUAAAUCAUAUUCUUGAUUUAUGGAUUAAUGAACUACGAACAAUAGGUGAAUCACACAAUUACAACACAAACUCUCUCGACAGCAGGGAAAUGAUCUUAAAAAGCCCGACGUUCACAGACUUGACCAUGUACGCGCGAUUCAUAAGCAAUAAUCCCGACGUUUUUGUGCUGGAAAAGCUGCAAGAGAUAUGGAUAAAUGAAUUCGAGUGGGGUAAUGCUCUUUAUGUAGUCAAUCAUGAAAAUCCGAUUAUUGCAUCCGGCGUAUUCGAUGCACUUCUUCAUUCAUGGAUUGCGAAGCCAUACAAUUCGGCAGCAGCUGCAAAUUCGGAUCGCAUACUCAUCCAAGCUUAUGAUUUCAUGGUAGAAAGUCUCUCUUUACUUCAGUCUCAACUACCGACUUCUUCGAUAGCACAGAUGAUUAUAAGUAAGCUGCUGAGUCUGUCAAACAAUGAAUACAUCUGGGCUAAAUAUAUGUGCAAGCUGAAAGAAGACCCUUCAUUUACCACACUCGCUGUCAGUGUGUUUGACAAUCUUCUUCGGAAAACUGAACAUAUUGAAGACGAUACCAAUUAUACACCCAGUUAUCAACUCCAGUUUCUGACAGGACUAUUUUCUUUAAAGGCAAUCAAUGAUAUGCGCUUGACAAAGAAACCGACUGUGUAUUCCAAAAUGCUGAAGGAAUUGGGUGAUAUGUCUCAAGAUGAAGUCACAUGGGCCAAACUAUUGUACAUUUUGCAAAACAGCGAAACAAACGAGGAGGCCAAAUCAUGGCAAAAAAGUGUGCUGGAAGCCCUGCUUGAUCGGUGGAUGAAACCGGCAGGUAAAGCCACAGUGGAGGAUGAAACAUUUCUCGAAAGCAACAAAUUCAAAAAUAUGAUAGCAUACGCGAAAUUCUCGAGUGAUAGUCCCAGUGUCUUUCUGCUGGGGAAGCUGCGAGAGCGAACAGCAGAUGAUGUUAUGUGGGCCCAGCUUCUUCAAAUGUUGUGGAAUAAAAGUGAUGAUCUAAAUGGUGUAUUUAGCGCUCUUAUGCUUUCGUGGAUUGGACGACCGGUCCAUGCAACUACGGAUAUAGAAGAAGGUCUCAUACUUUGCGAGAUUUAUAACUAUUUGAGGAGUGUUGGGAUUGCUAGUACCUCUACCAGCGGUUCCCAUGUGAUUGGGAAUAGUGUUGACGCGAUGGUCAAAAAAUUAUUGACGCAUUCGCCGGACAAAAAUAUGUGGCUGACAGUUUUGGAACAACUGAAGUUUGACCAAUCCGUUGACACCGCUGUGAAGAAUCUGCGAGAUGCUCUUGAUAGUUAUUGA